Molecule: messenger RNA, 397 nt
Organism: Saccostrea cuccullata (small rock oyster)
Lineage: Eukaryota; Metazoa; Mollusca; Bivalvia; Ostreida; Ostreidae
Exons: 3
Coding region: 53-397 (114 amino acids)
Source: RefSeq, a predicted model, not a curated record
GUGAUGAAAAUCUCACGCAAAAUACGCCUUGUUUAUUAUUUCUGUUUUCACGAUGGCUGUAGCCAUAUUUUUUCUUGUGUUUGGAAUAGUGCAGGCUCAAACAAACAAAGAUGUUCUAGAUCUCUAUCGAUACAAAUAUCAAGGAAAUGGAAUGUUUUAUGAAGCUACCCACGGAGGGACGUGUAGCUACGAUCCUCCAAGCAUGCCUCCCGUUGCUCAGAACAUCGAUAGGACGAUAGCCAUCAAUGCUGGUCAGUUUUACAGAGGCUAUGGCUGUGGCGUCUGCUACAGGGUUAACAUGUCGGGUAAAUAUAAUGGAGGCUUGCCGAUCGAUGGAACAUUUACAGUUUUUGUAAAGGAUUUUUGUCCAAACUGUAUGCCUGGUAGGACAUUUUAA